Vigna radiata var. radiata (mung bean) is the source of this 1185-nucleotide messenger RNA. Its product is annotated as probable polygalacturonase At3g15720. The transcript has 7 exons. Gene Ontology annotation, molecular function: polygalacturonase activity. The coding region runs from base 1 to 1185 and encodes 394 amino acids. NCBI's taxonomy places the organism in Eukaryota, Viridiplantae, Streptophyta, Magnoliopsida, Fabales, Fabaceae. The record is from RefSeq and is a predicted model, not a curated record. Gene Ontology annotation, biological process: carbohydrate metabolic process.
AUGAAGUUUCUACUUGUUGUCCUUCUGGUAUUUGUACUUGCUUCAUCUAGCUUGUGUGCUACAGAAUGUUCAACUUUCGACGUUGUUAGCUACGGUGCCACAGGGAAUGGCCAGACUGAUGAUACAAAGGCUUUCGCGAAAGCAUGGAAAGACGUGUGUGGUGCAACUCAUCAGACGGCAAAACUUGUCAUACCCCAGAAUAAAAUAUUCAUGUUGCAACCUCUGUCGCUUAAGGGUCCUUGCAAUCCAGCAACCAUUGAAGUUCGGCUUGAGGGGACUGUCAUAGCACCUAAAAGCAAUGGGGAUUGGAAAUUUUUGGACGAAAAAAAGAAAUGGAUAGAAUUUUCAGACAUAUCUGGUCUUGUGAUUGGGGGAGGAGGGCUGAUCGAUGGGCAAGGUGCUGCGUGGUGGAACUUUACCGAUGUCUCCGUUAAGCCCACUGCUCUACAUUUCCAUAACUGUAAAGAUGUAAUACUUAGAUCGAUGCAUCACAAGAACAGCCCCGGAAAUCAUAUAAGCAUAGACACGUGCAAUGGGUUAGAAAUAUCUCAUGUUCACAUCACUGCACCAAUGCAAAGUCCAAACACCGACGGGAUAGAUAUCUCUGGAUCAUCCAACAUCUUCAUACACUCUUCCAUCAUUCAAACCGGUGAUAACUGCAUCGCCAUAAACUCGGGUACUUCCUUCGUCAAUAUAAGUGAUAUUUUCUGUGGACCUGGCCACGGCAUCAGUGUUGGGAGUCUGGGACGUAAUGGAGAUGAUGCCAGAGUUGAGAAUAUACACGUGCGGAAUUGCACCUUCCUGGGAAGUACGAACGGAGUGAGAUUGAAGACAUGGAGGGGAGGUCGUGGUUAUGCGAGGAAGAUCGUAUUUGAAGAUAUUAAAGUUGUGGGAGUGAUGCGGCCGGUGAUUAUCAACCAGAAUUAUUUGGGAGUGGUUGACGCGAUAAGUGCAGUGAAAAUAAGUGACGUCAGUUUCCGGAACGUGAAGGGAACAACCGGGAGUGACAGUGCAGUGGAACUGAGAUGCGAUCCGUAUGUAGGCUGCAACGACAUCGUUUUGGAUCAUAUUUCCAUAGUGAAAGAAGACGGAGGUAAAGCAAAGGCAUCAUGCACAGGUGCACAAGGGACCUGCUUUCGCUGCAAUCCAAUCGUCCCUUGUCUUUCCGAUUCCCAUAUUAUCUAG